Molecule: messenger RNA, 867 nt
Organism: Bipolaris maydis ATCC 48331
Lineage: Eukaryota; Fungi; Ascomycota; Dothideomycetes; Pleosporales; Pleosporaceae
Source: RefSeq, a predicted model, not a curated record
AUGGAGGUCCCGACUACUCAAAAGGCAGCCGUCAAGCAGGCCGCAAAUGGCAUUUGCGGCCACGAAGGUGCAGGCACUGUCGUAGCCGUGGGCUCCAACGUCAAGGACUUCUGGCAAAUUGGUAACCGCGCAGGCAUCAAAUGGGUCACGUCUAUAUGUCACAGAUGCGAGUUUUGCACAAAUGGGCAGGACGAAUGUGCUUGUCCAAAGCAGCAGAAUAGUGGCCAAUAUUGUGUCACAGACGGCCGAUACGCGACCAAGAUUCCCGACGGCGUCAAAGACGAAGAAGCAGGACCCAUCAUGUGUGGUGGCGUGACGGCGUACGUGGCAUGCAAAAGAAGUAAUGUCCGUCCGGGACAGUGGGUAGUGAUUCCAGGCGCUGGAGGCGGCCUUGGCCAUUUUGGCAUACAAUACGCAAAGCACAUGGGCAUGCGUGUCAUCGCCAUUGAUGGUGGUGACACCAAACGCGAUCUUUAUUUCACAACAUGCGCCGAUAUCACGUCCAAGGUUUUGAAGACGACGCAGUAUGGUGCUCAUGGCAUUCUUGUCUUUCCCUCAACAAAUGCUGCGUACGAAUCUGCGCCGCAUCUGCUCAGGCCCGGUGGUACCAUGGUGUGCAUGGGAAUUCCAAAGAAUACCAACUUUGUGGUGGGUGCAACACCGGCGCUGUUGUGCGUAAAGAAAUUGAAUGUUGUAGGCAGUAUAACAGGGACCCUGAAAGAGGUUGAAGAGGCUCUCGAUUUCACGGCCCGAGGGCUUGUGCAUCCUGUCCUGACGUACGGUGGACUGGAGGAUCUCGAUAGGUUAUGUGCGGAUAUGCGCGCUGGAAAGCUUGUUGGACGAGCGGUUAUUAAAGUUGCUUCAUAG